Messenger RNA from Bacillus rossius redtenbacheri, 2540 nucleotides. It is a transcript of the gene Pcmt, whose product is annotated as protein-L-isoaspartate(D-aspartate) O-methyltransferase. The record is from RefSeq and is a predicted model, not a curated record. Lineage: Eukaryota; Metazoa; Arthropoda; Insecta; Phasmatodea; Bacillidae. Gene Ontology annotation, molecular function: protein-L-isoaspartate (D-aspartate) O-methyltransferase activity. The coding region runs from base 123 to 1103 and encodes 326 amino acids. Gene Ontology annotation, cellular component: cytoplasm. Gene Ontology annotation, biological process: protein modification process. The transcript is spliced from 8 exons.
UAUUAUGCAGCAAUGUGUUUAUUGUUUUUAAGCGGCAGUCGUCUUCGUGGGGUUAAUUUUUCAGGUGUUGUAACUUCUUAUAUGGUCAUUUUUGGUUAAAAUACAAGAUAUAGGCCUUACCUAUGAUACUUGACAACAUUGUCCCUGUUGCUGUAGGUUUGCUGUUAUACCUCUCAUUCACUCGUACCAUCGGAAUGGCGUGGAGGUCACAUGGAAAAGACAAUGCUGACAUGGUACGGAAUUUAAAAGCUAAUGGAAUAAUCCGCAGCAAAAUUGUUGAAGAAACUAUGCUUAAAGUUGAUCGUGGGCAGUUUGCCCGGGCAAACCCUUACAUGGAUGCCCCCCAGGGUAUAGGCUAUGGUGUAACUAUCAGCGCACCUCAUAUGCACGCCCACGCCCUGGAGCUGCUGAGUGGCCACCUGACGGAGGGGGAGCGCGCCCUGGACGUGGGCUCGGGCAGCGGCUACCUCACCGUGUGCAUGGCCCUGAUGGUGGGCGAGACGGGACGUGCCGUCGGCAUCGACCACAUCCCGGAGCUGGUCAACUUCUCGCGGGCGAACGUCAUGAAGGACCACGCGCACUUGCUGGAGAGCGGGCGGGUCAAGCUCGUGGUGGGUGACGGUCGUCAGGGCUACGAGGAAGAUGCCCCGUACAAUGCCAUCCAUGUUGGGGCCGCGUCGCCGAACCUGCCUAAAGCACUGAUGGCGCAGCUGAAGCCGGGCGGACGGCUGAUAGUGCCGGUGGGGCCGGAGGGCGGCAACCAGCAGCUGGAGCAGAUCGACAAGAGCGCUGACGGCACGGUGACGCGCACGCCGCUCAUGGGCGUGGUGUACGUCCCGCUCACGGACAAGGAGUCCCAGUGGCCCGGCAGACGGCCAUCAAGUCCUUGCUGCAAGUGGUGCUGCCAAGUGGCGUUGAACAAAACAAGUUUUAAUCCUCCCUUCCAGCUCACUUCUGAUCGGUGGGUUUCGGCUGAGGCUGGUGGUGUUGCGACGUUGCGUGAGGCGUCUCUGCCUGCUUGCACCCCUAGCAAGUCUUCGUCCCUCCGUUGUGUCGUUCUGCAGGUACUUUUUACUUGCAUUUCGCUUACUGAAAGAAAAUGAAGGAAAUUGCUUUGUAGAACUUUAUUUCAUUGGAAGAUAAAAAAAUAUAUAUAUAUAUAUUUUUUUCAAUUGAGAUACUGUAACAAGUUAUGAAGUAGUCAGUUGAAGUUAAAGUUUUUAGUUAAUAUGUUGUAUGCAGGAAACCACAUUUUAUGUAUGAUCAUUGAAACAUGAACUUUUUUGUAAAUUAAACUACUUAAGUUUUGCCGAAGUGAAUUAUAUUUUCAUUGGUAGAAAUUACAGUCAUUUUAAACUAUGUUUGUUUGUAUAUGAAAUGAUAUCUUGUUUGUAUAGUUUUGUGUGUUAACUUAUUAUUUAUUGUAGAAAUGUGAUUAUGUUUGAAGUGAGCUUUUGUACGUAUAUUUAUCAGUUUUCUAAGGUCUUGGAACUGAACAUUCAUUCAACAGUGUUAGUAGUUCUGUUACAUAGGUACAGAAUAAAUUUAAUAAAUUUUAUUUCUUUGCAAAUAUUUAUUCAUUUCUUUAAUUUAAAAAAAAAUUCACUCUAUUUUGAUGAUAGUAUGCUAAAACUAUUUAUAAUAACUGUAAAUGUACAUAGUGUUUGAAACAUCUGUACAGCACUGUAUAGUGUAACAGUAUUCUAUUUACUGAAAGUUAUUUUUGAAUGUUUAUAGAUUUUACAUGGCUAAAACAUUACCAGUUUACAGUUUUAAAAUAUAAGACAUAACCAGUUGGUAAACAAUAUUGCCAGUUGUCCAUUUUUAGAAUUUCAUGAUAACUAUAUUUUUUAUAAUUUAUAAAAGCACUGCAAUUAAUGACAAAUUUCUGUACUUUAUAAAUAAAUAAACUGUAUAUGUAAUAGUUUCUAUGCUUUGCACAAAAAUAAAUAUUUAACUAUGUAUAAUUUUUUUUUUGUAGAAGAUAUAAGUAGGUGAACAGUUUGACUAAGCUGUCUAGUAUGAAUAGUCAAACUUUACAAUUAUGUAAUUCUUUAAUUCACUCUUUUUAAGUUAAGCUAAGUAAAUUUUUUUUUGCCAUAUUUAAAUGUUUUCUGAUAGACAUUUAGUUUUCGAUAUUACAGCAUUAUUUAUGGUUUUAUUUUUAGUGUGGUCUUCAACAUUAAACAUACUAUAUGUUCUUGUUUAUACUCGGAGUUAGUACAGCUCAAUUACAUAUGUGCUUAUUUUGAAAACUUUAAUGUUUAUCUGUUAAUAGUGUGUUUAGUAAAGAAUAUUGAAAAUAAGUGAUUCAUGAUAGUACAUUUUAAAAGUCUAGUCUAUUUUCGUUCAUAUUAUCUUUGGAUGUAAACAUCAAAUUCUCAAUUAUUUGUCUUUAUGAUACUGCAGGAUACCCAAAUGGAUAAUUUAUCACUAAAAAUCUGAAUUAAUCCAAUAUUGACAGGUUUUUUUUAAACCUUUAGCACAUUUUCAAAACUUGUAUUGUAAAUGGAUUUAUUAAACUACAUUAAAUGACCAAA